UCCGUUUCCAGCGCUUCCGUCGACGGGACGCAGCGUUUCGUGUUGUAUCGAGCGCGGACACAGGGGGCUCUUAGAGGUGUGUCGCACAGCAGGUCGGCGUGUCCUGGAUACACAACCGACACAAACCUCCUACCGGCGGUUACAACAACAGCAACUUGCAACUUUGGCUAACGUUUUGUGUUGACCGCCUCGGUAGUGUUGGCGGGGGACACAACAUGGAGGUGGCGAGUGUCGAAGCGGAGGACGAGAGGCGCUUGACCCUGCUGAGGUUCGAGGCCGCCGUCAAAGUGAUCAAGAGUCUGGCCCCGGAUGGUCCCUUUCAGCCCUCCAAUGACAUGAUGCUCAAGUUCUACAGUUACUACAAACAGGCCACUGUGGGCGAGUGCAAUAUCCCCCGACCUGGCUUCUGGGACGCAGUUGGAAAAGCCAAAUGGGAUGCAUGGAGUUCUCUUGGAGACAUGCCGAAAGAAGAUGCGAUGGCAGCCUAUGUAGAUGAAAUGAAGCUGAUUCUGGAGGGAAUGCCCAUGACGGACGAGGUGGAGGAGCUCUUGCGUGUCCUCGGCCCGUUCUACGAGCUGAUCGACGAGAAGAAGAAGAUCACGCAGAUAUCCGACCUGAGCACAGGCCUCAACACAAUGUUGAAUUCGGGGCCAUCGAAGAGCGUCGCAAAGAGCAUCGUCAGAACGAUGAAAAUGAACGGCACCCUGGAGACUCCUCCUGCCAGGCUGCAAUCAAAGGAAGUGAAGGAAAAGUCGGAGGAAGUGGAGGAGGAAGAUGAAGAAGACGAUGAGGAGGAGGAAGAGGAGGAGGAGGAGGAACUAUUGAUACGGGAGGUUAGAAAAGACAAGAAAUCUGCAGCCUCUCCGCCAAAGAAGAAGAGUUCUGCCAGGAGCCCCAAAGCGCCGUCGAACGGUAAACUGGUCAACGGCGUCGCUCAUCUGGCCAACGGGAAUCAUCCCAGGGCCGCCCUGAACAACGGGAGCCCCCGGGGGGGUUCCCCUGGAGAGACUCUGCUCAACGGUCACCACUCGGGAGAUCCCGGCGUGGAAGUGUCGGGGCCGAGCCAGGUGGCCAGCGACUCCGACAGCGAAGUCUACUGUGACUCCGUGGACCAGUUCGGCCAAGAAGAGAGCUCAGAGCACAACCGCUCUUUCGACGACCUGGAUGAAGAGGAGAAUCGCGUCCCGCCGGGUCUGGAGGAGCCGCGGAUUGACGUUCACGGGGCGCCGCGCGGCAUCAGGUGUGGAGGAGAAGAUGGAGAGAACGGCGGAGCGACGUCACAGCGGCCGAGUGAAGACCGGCCGGGCAGCUCUUUGGUCCGAAGCGGACGCGGGCCUCGCGGCGGCGGCCACGAAUCUCCGAUGCCGGCGUACGGGGGUGGAGACGGGGACGGGGAGCGCUGGGGGGGAGGCGAGACGCCCGCGGGGAGCCUGAAUGAGCUGAUAGUGGUGGCGUUGGCUCGACUGCAGGAGGACAUGCAGAGCGUUCUGCAGAGGCUGCAGACGCUGGAGGCUCUGACGACCAGCCAGACGCGAUCCAUGCCUCUGCCUGCGGCGUAUGCAUCAACCGCGGUGAAUAGGAGGAGUCCGAAACCAUCCUGGUGGCCUUUCGACAUUUCCCCCACCAGUUUGGCCUUUGCUGUUAUUUGGCCGUUCGUGGCUCAGUGGCUCAUUCGCCUUUACCUGCAGAGGAGGAGAAGGCGGAUCAACUGAACCUGCCUCAGCACACCAAUGAGGAGUCCUCUGUGGUUAACACCCCCCCCCCCCCCCCCCCCCCUCUUCCUGCUCGGGCUCACAACCACGUAAUUUGCUUUUGCACUACGGAGAAUGCACUGCGACUGAAAUGAGUGAGAGGAGGACAUACUGUGGAUGUUUGUGUUGAGGGGGGGGGGAACUCGCAGAUACCAUUUUUUUAUAAACCUGGAGCAGCUUUGUAAUGACUUCUAUCACUAAGGUGGCUGUGUUGCACAUAAAAUAGGCCUGACACGUUGUUGUUUUGAGAGCAAUGCUUGCGGUGGAUAUACAUUGUCACAAUUAUCUUUAAUUAGUUGCCCAGAAUAAUGCUGCUAUAAUAGAAAAAUGUGUUUAGACGGGAGGGUUGAAUGUGAUUAUAUAUUGAUGUGAGAUUCUUCUAAAUUCUAAUAAUUUAAUAUUUAUUGCUUUUAAUGAGUUGAAACGAAGGCGUUACUGGUCAGAUUCCAGGCCUAUAUUUGAGGUUUAAGCAGCGGCUAAACGUUGUGUGUCUGUUGGAGCGCAGACAGUCCUUCUGCAUAUCGGUCUGUGCUUCACGUCAAAUACGUGCUCUCCAUUUAACAUCUUUACCAAAUAGAAGAAGUGCCUCAGCAUCAUAAGGUACACCCAAACUGUAGGUUGUAUUGUGGAUUCUUACGUUGACAUAUUGUAGCACAACUGUUCCAGUUCUGGACCAAAUUAACAAAGAUUAUUCACCUUGUGAGCCACGAAGCGGUGAGAAUAUCAGCAUUCUGAUCAAUAACAAAUAUCAUCUGUCACUGUGUUGUUAACGCUGUUCAGAUUUUCUCAACUGUAUCCUUUCAAUGUGUGAUGUAAAAUGUUUGUCUGAAUAUUGUGGAAAGAUUUAGUAUGAGUGAUAAUCAUUAACGGUUUGCGAAGCAGUGAGAUCUAUGUAAAUUGUAAUAGCUGUACAGUUUAGAUUCAAAUGCAGUAUUUUAAUUGCAUUUUCAUGUAUUAAUGAUAUAGAAUACUAUAUAAUUGACAUAUUUGCAUCUGCAAUAGCACUAAUUUACAGAGCCAUUAUGUUUUAAUAAGUAAUAUUUACCUUUGUACUGAAAUGUGCUAAAGCUUCUCACCUCCUCUGCCUGUGGACGGAGUGGUGUUUGCAUGUGAUAAUCCAAGCCGCAAAUAAAAUAUUUGGUUAAAUAUUUUA
Molecule: messenger RNA, 2904 nt
Organism: Pungitius pungitius (ninespine stickleback)
Lineage: Eukaryota; Metazoa; Chordata; Actinopteri; Perciformes; Gasterosteidae
Gene: acbd5a
Product: acyl-CoA binding domain containing 5a
Exons: 13
Coding region: 216-1712 (498 amino acids)
Biological process (GO): fatty acid metabolic process; pexophagy
Cellular component (GO): cytoplasm; peroxisome
Molecular function (GO): fatty-acyl-CoA binding
Source: RefSeq, a predicted model, not a curated record